Messenger RNA from Tachysurus fulvidraco (yellow catfish), 1417 nucleotides. It is a transcript of the gene gemin6, whose product is annotated as gem (nuclear organelle) associated protein 6. Gene Ontology annotation, cellular component: SMN complex; nucleus. Gene Ontology annotation, biological process: spliceosomal snRNP assembly; spliceosomal complex assembly. The coding region runs from base 148 to 648 and encodes 166 amino acids. NCBI's taxonomy places the organism in Eukaryota, Metazoa, Chordata, Actinopteri, Siluriformes, Bagridae. The transcript has 3 exons. The record is from RefSeq and is a predicted model, not a curated record.
GCUUUCCUCUUUGUAGUCCCGCGCACGUUAGUAAAGUACGAGAAGUAGCAUUUAAAAACUCCAUAUCCCAUAAUGCACUUCUCGAACAUCCGGUAUGUUCAAGCUAAGCUAAGCUAAGAAGUUGUGAAUUCGUUUCGCACCGCGGAAAUGGCGGAAUGGCGCAACGUGUUGCCGCAGGAAUGGUUUAAAUGUGUGAAUCAGAAGGUAAAAGUUACUGCACAUGAUAAACAGCAGUAUGAAGGCUUUGUGUACACUGUGGAUCCAGUGUCUGCCAGCCUAGUCCUCGUGACCUUCGAGGAGAAAAGAAACGCUUCCGUGAGGGUCGUCUCGGGUCACGCUGUGAGAGACGUGCAGCUCCUCAGGGCAGGAGAUGAAGAGACAGAGAAGAUGAUGAGGUCACUGUUUACACCUGCUGCCUGUCAGGAAUUCAGCAAAGAGGAACUCGAGGAACGCAAGAAGGACCUGCGAACAUGGCUGGAGAAGAACCUGAUUCCGGUUACGGACGACGGCAACGUCCUGCAUGUGGCCGACGUGCUCACCAUCAGCGCUCCGUACGGCCCCGAGCAGUGCAGCAGCACCAACGAAAUCAUCCUGGCAAGAGUGCAGAGUCUCGUGGAAAACAAGCCAGGACGAGAAAACCAGCGUUAAGCAUUCAGCUCGUCACACAGUGUGUGUCCUCUCUGUGAGAGGUCAUGAUGUCCAUGAUGUCUAAAAUGUCCAUGUGUUCCUCUUUCUACUGAGAGAGAUUGAGACUUUGAUUAAAGCACUUGCUGCACUGACUUCUACGUAUGUCUUUAAUUCUGAUGCACACAUUUGGCCUCAUUUAUCAAUCUGGAUACUAAAAAAUCCUUUGGUUCGUGUGGGGAAAAAAUAAAUAAAUGCCUUUUGUAUUCUACAAGAAUGAGAUCAUUUACAUCAACUUCAAUCCAAUAGUUUAUUGCUGAUGAACUUACUGCAAUAUUAAAUGUGGGUAACUAUCGUUUAUGUCAUAAAUUUUUCAUUUUGUGAAACUGUUGUUUCAUAUUCCUGACCUGACAAAGUAACAGAGCCUAAAUCAAGACAAAUACGACUAGCUGUUCACUUGGAACAAAAGUAAUGACACACAAUUCCAUUAAAGGUCACGUUAGUGUGUGUGUGUGUGUAAAUAAGUGUCUAGUACCCAAAGUGCGGAUUAGUGUGGAUCGGCCUACAAAAAACAUACACACAACUUUACUAAAAGACAAAAUGAGGCCCAAAGUGUCAUAAAAAUCUUAUAUGCUUCUAUUUAAAAAAAACACUGGUCAGAUAAAUAAGAAAACCAAAAUGUCAGCUUUUAAGUGCUUAUAAAAAUAUAUUUUUUUGUUGUUGCUUGAACAGGAAAUACUUCUGCAGUUUGUAUUGUACCACGAAUUUGUAAUAAAUGUCAUGACAAAUUUUA